This is a messenger RNA of Aspergillus oryzae RIB40, 1524 nucleotides long. RefSeq lists its product as uncharacterized. The record is from RefSeq and is a predicted model, not a curated record. Gene Ontology annotation, biological process: transmembrane transport. NCBI's taxonomy places the organism in Eukaryota, Fungi, Ascomycota, Eurotiomycetes, Eurotiales, Aspergillaceae. The transcript has 3 exons. Gene Ontology annotation, molecular function: transmembrane transporter activity. The coding region runs from base 1 to 1524 and encodes 507 amino acids.
AUGCGCUUUCACAGCGGCUAUGAAACUGAUGACAUUUAUGCGGUCUACGGCGUGGACCCAGCCCAGGGAGCCUUGGCCGUGAUUCGGCCUGAUGGAUAUGUCGGAACGAUUGCAGCGUUAGACGAUGUUACAUGGACUGGCCCUGACGACCCUGACAACCCCAAAAAUUGGCCAACGAAGAAGAAAUGGGGAGCUGUUUUGAUUGUGUCCUGUUUUACGUUCAUCUCCCCGGUGAUGUCAUCUAUGGUGGCACCCGCAUUACAAACCAUGAAAACCGACUUUCAUAUUGAAGAUGAAGUGACUUCCCAACUCAUGCUGUCCGUUUUCGUCCUGGCUUAUGCAUUUGGCCCGCUAUUCCUUGGGCCGCUAUCGGAGAUCUACGGCAGAGUCAUUGUCUUACAGCUUGCGAAUCUAUUUUUCCUUAUAUUCAACAUCGCCUGUGGUGUAUCCCGAACCGCGGCACAGAUGAUUGUCUUUCGCUUUUUGGCUGGACUAGGUGGCAGUGCUCCUUUAGCGAUAGGCGGUGGUGUCCUCUCAGAUUGCUUUCUACCGGAGGAACGCGGUAAAAGUAUUGCUAUCUAUAGCUUAGCACCUCUGCUUGGCCCAGCUGUUGGUCCGAUUGCCGGUGGCUUCAUCGCUGAAAGGACGACAUGGAGAUGGGUAUUCUACGCCACGUCCAUUGCUGAUGGGGUCAUCCAAGUCAUGGGUCUUUUCUUCUUGCGCGAGACAUAUGCCCCUAAGAUCCUCAGGACACGAGCGAAAAAGCUCCGCAGAGACACAGGAGACACCUCCUACGAGACCGAAGCUGAGCGACAGAAUAAGACUUUACCUGAGGUUCUUAGCACAGCGCUUGUUCGUCCGUUCCGCCUUCUCGCAACACAGCCCAUCGUCCAAGCACUUGCGAUAUACAUGGCCUACGUAUAUGGUAUCUUAUAUUUGAUGUCAUCGACAUUCCCGGCUCUAUGGACCAGCCCGGAAUAUUACAAUGAGUCCACAGGCAUUGGGGGUCUGAAUUACAUAUCCCUUGGCAUAGGGUAUUGCCUGGGCUCCCAGAUCUGUGCACGACUCAAUGACCUCGUCUAUCGCCGUCUCAAAGCCCGCAACAGUGGUACAGGAAGGCCAGAAUUCCGCACCCCGCUACUAGCUAUUGCCGCUAUCCUCAACCCUGUCGGCCUUUUCAUCUACGGCUGGACCGCACAAACCCACUGCCACUGGAUUGCCCCGAAUAUCGGUGCCAUGCUCCUGGCUAUGGGAAACAUAGUUGCCAUGCAGUGUAUCCAGACCUAUAUCGUGGAUGCCUACACGCGGUUCGCGGCUAGUGCGAUGGCUGCUGGUUCGUUCUUACGUUCUAUUGCAGGAUUUGGGUUUCCACUUUUCGCGCCGUAUAUGUAUCAGGCGUUGCAUUAUGGGUGGGGGAAUAGUUUGUUGGCUUUCAUAUCGAUCGUCAUUGGUAUCCCAGCACCGAUUUUCUUGUGGAAGUACGGGGAGAGAAUGAGGAAGAUGAGUACCUAUGCUGCGGGUUAA